AUGUUAGACCGUCAAUAUGGAUUUGUAGGUGCAGAGUUAUACGUGGGUGUAGAGCCUAUAAGAAGCCACCGAGAUGUUUUCCCCAUUCGAUAUGCCAACGAAGGACCGAGUGCAUCGUUUAACUAUUCACAUGGCGGGCACUUCCAUGAUCCAUAUGCCACUCAUAUUGGUCAUUAUUCUCAAGAUGCGGCUCAUUCUCCAAUCAACAUUGGCGGUGCUAACUAUCAUUCUCCAUAUACCCAUGUUGCAACUGAGGACCAACAUGUUCCUUCUCGGCCAAUUUCCAACAGUGAUGCUGACUAUGAUAAUCCAACUGAGCAUGUCACACAAGAGACUACUUGUUUUGAGUUUGAAGCUCAGUAUGACCAAACCGCCUCUCAGAGAGCUGCUAAUGAUCCUAAUGAUACACAUCGCAUAGCUGCUACUACUGAAAAUGCGGUCCAUACAUUAUCAGAAAGGAUGCGGACUAUGGAUAGUGAUGACCAACUUGAUGACGAUGAGGUCCUUGAUGAUAUUGGAGAUGAACAGGAGCCUCCAAAUGAAGGUAAUCAUGAAAGCAGUCCAACUAUGGGAGUCCAUCAACCUUCAUCACUAAGCUUUUCACAGAACACGUGGGAUAAUAUAAUUGAUCCAACCCCACCAUUUGAAAAGCCCACUCAGAGUAUUUGGGACCCUACCCAAGAGUUUUAUGUGGGCUUGCUUUUUGCCGAUAAGGAUGAACUACAAGCUGCUGUUAAACGCUAUCACAUCAAAAGGAACCAAACAUUUUGUGUAAGAGAGUCAGAUCCAGAAUGUUGGUCUGUAAGGUGCAAAAAUUGUUCUUGGCGUCUUCGAGCAUGCUUCCGGGCUACAUAUGGGUUGUUUGAGGUUAGGAAGUACAAUGGUCCACACACAUGUACAGAGUCUACGCUCACACAAGAUCACGAGCAAUUAGACACCCAUGUUAUUGAGAAAGAGUUGAGGGAUGUUGUCAAAAAUGAUCCAACCAUAAAGAUUGCUUCACUUCAACAGACUCUUUACAAUAAGUACCAAUAUAGGCCUUCUUAUUUCAAGGUGUGGGAGGUAAAAGAGAAAGCAAUUGGUAGAGCGUUUGGUGAUUGGGACAAAUCUUACCAAUUAUUGCCAAAAUGGUUGAAAGCUUUGACUGAUUCAAACCCGGACAGCAGGGUUAUUUGGAGAACAAUACCUGCUACUAUGCCAGGCUGUGCGAUAUUCGAGAGAGUGUUCUGGGCUUUUGGUCCAUCAAUUGAAGGUUUUCAACAUUGUAGGCCAGUGAUUAGUAUAGAUGGAACUUUCCUAUAUGGUAAGUAUAAAGGUACGUUACUGAUUGCAUCAACUUGGGAUGGUGACAACAGACUUUUUCCACUUGCCUUUGCCAUUGUGGAGAAGGAAACUGAUGAUAGCUGGUAUUGGUUUUUGCGUUGUAUUCAGAUUAAUGUCACUAAUCAAGAAGGGUUAUGUAUCAUAUCUGAUCGUCAUCCUGGUAUAAUGGCAGCGAUACGGACUAUAUGUCAAUCGACACGUUGGUAUCAUCGUUUUUGCCUUCGCCAUGUGGCUAGCAAUUUCAAUCAACAAAUUGGGAAUAAAAACUUGAAGGCUAUGGUAAUGUGGGCAGGCAUGGAGAAUCAGUUACGAAAGUAUCAAAUCACCAGGGAUAGAAUUACUCAAUUAAGUGCAUAUGGUGAGAAGUAUUUAAGGGAAAUGUCGGUGGAAAAGUGGACGUUAGCAUACGAUGGUGGACAUCGUUAUGGGGCAAUAACCACAAACUUGUCUGAAAGCUUCAAUGGAAUUCUAAAGAGUGCUAGAAAUCUGCCCAUAACUGCAUUAGUUGAACUUACAUACUAUCGUUGUGUCGCCUACUUUACCGAUCGGUAUACUAAGGCAUGUGCAGAGGUUACUGCCGGUGAACGUAUUACGGCCUAUGCAAAGAAUAAAUUCAAUAAAUGGGAAAAAAAGGCACCAAAGCAUUCAGUUACUGUGUUCAGUCAUGAAGAUGGUCUGUUUGAAGUCAGAACACCAAUAAACCCUAACUCUGCAUAUAGGGGUAAUCAUCGUCAUGAGGUAAAUUUGAGGCAGAACACUUGUAGUUGUCAAAAAUGGCAGGUUUAUAAGAUUCCGUGCUCACAUGUCAUUGCUGUGUGUAAAUAUCAAGGCAUCUCUGCAAUGCGAUAUAUCGACCGUUGCUACCAUUUGGAAGAACAAGUUGCUUGUUAUGCACCUAGAUUUCGCAUAGUUCCGGACAGUGUACAUUGGAAUGAGCCUAAUUUCCCGGUCUUGUAUCCUAAUGUCAAGCUGCGCCGUGAAAAAGGUCGACCAAGAACAACUCGGCUUCGAAAUGAAAUGGACGAAGGGGCAGAGCAUCAACCAAGGCCAUUGUGCAGUCUUUAUAGGCAAGAAGGCCAUAAUAGAAGAACAUGCCCCACUCGAACUGUGGCUGGCUCCACUAGUGGCUAA
Molecule: messenger RNA, 2454 nt
Organism: Quercus lobata
Lineage: Eukaryota; Viridiplantae; Streptophyta; Magnoliopsida; Fagales; Fagaceae
Exons: 1
Coding region: 1-2454 (817 amino acids)
Molecular function (GO): zinc ion binding
Source: RefSeq, a predicted model, not a curated record